AUGGAAGAAAAUGACAAUGACGAAAACCUACCAGCUAAAGCAACUGAUGAAGAUAUUCGUAAAGAAUUAGAUAGUGUUACAAAUGAAAAUAAUACACAAGAUCUAUUUAUUUAUUUUAAAUCAUCUUCAAUUAUAUCAAUUUUAAUUAUUGUUAUUAUUUCACUUGUUGGUAUAUUAACAAUAAGUUUACUUAUAAGAACUAUUUUACAUUCAUAUGGUAUAACACGUCGAUUAUCAAUGUAUUUUGGUUUUACACCAAAUUAUACUAUCGAUGAAUCAACAUUAACAUUUUGGACACCGAAAAAUAUCUAUGAUAAACAAUCAUUUGAAACAACUACUAUUACUGUUAGUUCUUCUUCAUCUCAUUCUACUUCUUCUCCUGCAGUUAUCUUAAAUAAUACUGAAAAAAAAGCUCAAACUAUUUUUCGAAUUAUAAUUCUUCCAACAAUUUUUCUCUUAUCAAUUCCAUGUGGUAUAUUAGCUUUUUAUAUGCGUCGUCGUCUUCAUUAUUAUCCAGCAUGGGGUGCUCGACCAAAAAAAAGAGCUGAACCAUAUAUAAUUAUGGCACUGAAAUAA
Molecule: messenger RNA, 576 nt
Organism: Rotaria sordida
Lineage: Eukaryota; Metazoa; Rotifera; Eurotatoria; Philodinida; Philodinidae
Source: the annotation of a GenBank genome assembly